AUGCCUACCUACCUUGUCACCGCUAAGAAAGACGCCUCGCCCGAGCAGGUCGCAGCUACCAAGCAACAUGCCAAAGACCAAGGUGGUGAAAUCCUGCAUGAAUACAGCCUGAUCAAGGGUUUCUCUGUUUCCUUCCCAGAGGACGCCGUUACUACUCUCGAGUCCCACGAGCACGUCGACCACGUCGAGCUUGACAAGGAGGCCGAGAUUCAGGUUUAA
This is a messenger RNA of Penicillium brevicompactum, 219 nucleotides long. RefSeq lists its product as uncharacterized. The transcript has 4 exons. Lineage: Eukaryota; Fungi; Ascomycota; Eurotiomycetes; Eurotiales; Aspergillaceae. Gene Ontology annotation, molecular function: endopeptidase inhibitor activity. Gene Ontology annotation, biological process: vacuole fusion, non-autophagic. The coding region runs from base 1 to 219 and encodes 72 amino acids. The record is from RefSeq and is a predicted model, not a curated record.